Molecule: messenger RNA, 644 nt
Organism: Mucor mucedo
Lineage: Eukaryota; Fungi; Mucoromycota; Mucoromycetes; Mucorales; Mucoraceae
Product: ML domain-containing protein
Exons: 4
Coding region: 57-581 (174 amino acids)
Source: RefSeq, a predicted model, not a curated record
UGUCUUGUAUAAAAAAAGAUUUCUAAUAAAACACUUUCGUCUUUGUCAAUCUAUAAAUGCUUUUGAUUACUCAAUUAUUAAUACUAGUGAUACUAUUUCAUGUAAACCAUGUCUCUAGUGGAAUGAUUUAUUGGUAUGCAAAAGAAUACAGCAGCGAUGUCCAACAAUUUUCAAAUUUUCACACUGAAGGAAAUGUAAAUAACUGUGGACAGAUUGGUGAUAUUUUAGACAUUGUUUCGAUAAGGUACUCUCCCAGUGUCCUCACAGUUGGUUCCAGUUUUAUGCUAGAUGCUUCUGGAGAGCUUUUUGAAGAAUUGUUUGAUGGCGCAUAUGUCCAAGUGGUUUUAAAAUACGAUAGAACAAUUAUGGUAUCAAGAUCAGACAAUAUAUGCCAGCAACUUGAAAGAAAAGACGGAAAUAACAUUAAGUGCACCAUUAAAAAGGGUGUGAUAAAGGUUUCUCAGAAAUUCAAUAUUCCGAAAACGACGCCUCCAGGACGGUAUGAUUUAACCUUGAUUGGAUAUAAUGGUGACGGUUCGCCGAUUGGGUGUCUUAAUGCUAAUGUUCUGAUCAAUCCGUAAAAAUAUUGGACCAACUAUAAAUUAAAAAUAAAAAUGAUAUCACAUUCAUGUAGUAUGAUGGUU